Messenger RNA from Neoarthrinium moseri, 1179 nucleotides. RefSeq lists its product as uncharacterized. Bases 1 to 1179 code for a protein of 392 amino acids. The record is from RefSeq and is a predicted model, not a curated record. Lineage: Eukaryota; Fungi; Ascomycota; Sordariomycetes; Amphisphaeriales; Apiosporaceae. The transcript is spliced from 3 exons.
AUGACGCCCAUGAUCCAGACGCCGCCUCCAUAUCAGGAAGACGCCUGCGAGGCCGCAGGGGCGUGCAUACACUAUGAUCUGUCCAAAUUAGAACUAGGAUAUCGAGCCACGCGGCGGACAUCCCAUGCUCAUGCUGAUGACAUUGAUCUGCCUACAAGCAACCCACAGGCGUCCGAUAAUAGUCUGAGUGCCGUUAGCACAGAUUUGUUCGUCGGUAUUAACGGAAACAACAACGGCUUCCCAUCUCCAGUACCAGUUGACGAAGAUGAUUUUGGAGACUUCGCUGGCCAGACUCAGAACCCCAGCGCGCGACAAGAUGUGCGCAACCUAGUCGACAGCUUUGAUGUGACCUCAGUGACCCUUGGUCUCGGCACGAUGCCAAUACCGUUUGGUCGGUCCUAUAAUCCAGGCCUUGGGUCUUCGGGUCCUCUCCAAACCCCCUCUGAACCAUUUCCAAUCGGAAGCGAGGUGCCCAGCGACCGGUCUCAAUGGCGAUGUGAAUAUACUGCUCCUAGGCAGCCAGGAUCAGACUUUCCACCAAGCCGUUGUGCAUGGACGGGCCCGCUGCAAGACCUCCAAGUGCACUUCACAGCACAACACCAUGGCUUUCAGGAUGAGAUGUACUGGUGCGAAUGCAUGCCGUGCUCCACUUUGACUGCUGGGUGGGAACCGCCGCCCCAAUGUAUUCAAGAAAAUUGUUUUGGUGGUCAAUGGAGAAGAUGGUUCUACGGUGAAAACAUCGCCGAAUCGACCAUUGUGUCUACGCCAGCAUUGACACAGUCUGGCGAGUCGGAAAGCGGAUAUUCCUAUGACGCACGAGGCUCGGGAGACCAGCCACCCUUCGCGGGGAACAAUUCGAUGGGGUUCUGGGGUUCCUACCCCGGCGGUGGAGGCAGUAGCUCAGGCUUCCACAGUCAGCAGUUCAAACGGGGCGGAACCAGCGAUGGCACAGAUGGCGUGGAUGAGUCGCAACUCUACACCGAAAGGGCGCCAACAAUACUCUCUCGUUCGCUUCUUGAUAAGGCUAGGUGUCUGGGCUUGAGCUUUGCUGUCGUUAUUGGCCGCGGUGUGUGGGUUUCUAGCUACUCGGCUGUUGAGAUACCUAGUAUCCUCAGAAGGUCACGGCCCUCACCAUGGGAGAAGGCCCGCCUAUCCGCUCAGAAUCAUCCCCGCGAAUAG